Messenger RNA from Kluyveromyces lactis, 1089 nucleotides. It is a transcript of the gene PEF1, whose product is annotated as Pef1p. Lineage: Eukaryota; Fungi; Ascomycota; Saccharomycetes; Saccharomycetales; Saccharomycetaceae. The transcript has a single exon. Gene Ontology annotation, molecular function: calcium ion binding. The coding region runs from base 1 to 1089 and encodes 362 amino acids. The record is from RefSeq and is a predicted model, not a curated record.
AUGAAAGAGGGUAAAAGGAGAGAAGAGGUAGAGAGAAGACGCCGGCAGAUGAAAUAUGGUAUCAAUCCAAAGCUGCAACAACAGCCAGUACCUGUGAACCCAUCCAUUCACCAUGCACCUUCGUCAUACUCACUGGAUUCAAGUUAUCAAAAACAAUCACAACUGCCACAGCAGAGAACCAUGAUGUCUGGUUACGAACACGGAGCAGGACCUGGGCUACAAAGAUCUCAACCAAGGGUACCGAGCUAUGAACAGCCACCUGCACCUUCCAGGGUGAUGGCUCAAAUGCCUGCCCAUAAUGGUAGUUCCGCCAGUAUGUCAACUUAUGCUCCACCACAACAGGUUUACUAUCAAAGUCAAACUGCAGGUCAUCCAGUAGCAACAGUACCGCAUUCUUCACCACAAAAUAUCUCAAUAAGGGCCCCAAACCCUCCACCACCACGCUCUAUGCAGUCUUCAUCGGCACCUCAAGUACAGUAUCGCAAAAAUCAGCCACUGGCCGCAUCUAGCGCAGGUUCUAUAGCAUCACAAGAGUCCCAACAAGAACAACAAGAUAACUUAAUCGCAACCGAGCUUUUCAACAACCAUGACUUGAAAAACAUGGGCAGACUCACGGCAGACGAACUGCAUAAUUUGUUACAGAAUGAUGAUGGGUCGAAAUUUUGUACAAGUUCAAUUGAAUCACUAAUAAACUUGUUUGGUGGCUCUAGAUUUGGUACUGUCAACUUAAAUGAAUUCAUUUCGUUAUACAAGAGAGUUAAAAAAUGGAGAAAAUGUUUUGUAGAUAACGAUAUCAACGGCUCAUUUACGCUAACGAUGGCUGAGUUUCAUAAAGCUGUCCAAUCGUUGGGAUAUCUAAUUCCUUUUGAAGUUAGUGAGAAAUUGUUUGAAUGCUAUGCGGAAUACUUUGACCAGCAAAGGCUAAACAAAGAAAUGAAGUUUGAUAGAUUUGUUGAAACGUUAGUAUGGUUAAUGCGACUAACCAAAGUUUUCCGUAAGUAUGACUUGCAACAAGAAGGGACUGCAACCAUUGCAUACAAAGAUUUCAUAGAUCUAACUUUGUACUUAGGCAAAUUCUUGCCACAUUAA